ACUCGCUCUCGGGCACCGCGCCGCGCGGACAUGGCGCCGCAUCUCCGCCCGCCGACCCGCAAGGUGUGGCGGCCUCGUGUCGUUGGCCAGUAACAUGGCGCUGAAGACCCCGACGCCGGGUGUUGUCGGCGAACGCGAGACCUGGGGCAAGAAGGUCGACUUCCUGCUCUCGGUCAUCGGGUUCGCCGUCGACCUCGCCAACGUGUGGCGCUUCCCCUACCUCUGCUAUAAGAAUGGAGGGGGUGCGUUUUUGGUGCCAUACUGCAUCAUGCUGGUAGUGGGUGGAAUUCCACUUUUCUACAUGGAGUUGGCGCUGGGACAAUUUCACAGGAAGGGUGCCAUCACCUGCUGGGGCAGGCUUGUCCCGCUUUUCAAAGGAAUCGGUUAUGCUGUCGUCCUGAUCGCGUUCUACGUGGACUUUUACUACAACGUGAUAAUCGCUUGGGCGCUGCGUUUUUUCUUCGCCUCUUUCACGACCAUGCUACCUUGGACCAACUGCGACAACGAAUGGAACACACCUGCCUGCCGACCGUUCGAAGCCAUUUGGGACGUUAACCGUACACGUAUACGCAAUACCACGUCCGCAAGUUUGGGAAUCGCUCCGACAACACCGUACACUUCUGCUGCUUCGGAAUAUUUCAACCGCGCGAUUUUAGAAUUGCAAGGCAGCGAGGGGCUCCACGACCUUGGUUCUGUAAAAUGGGAUAUGGCGCUGUGUUUAUUGGCCGUCUACGUCAUCUGCUACUUCUCCUUGUGGAAGGGAAUCAGUACUUCUGGAAAAGUUGUUUGGUUCACAGCACUCUUUCCGUACGCUGUUCUUUUGAUACUCUUGGUUCGUGGUAUCACCCUCCCUGGAUCGGCGACCGGAAUCCAAUACUAUCUGAGUCCGAACUUUGAAGCUAUAACUCAACCUCAGGUGUGGGUGGACGCCGCUACUCAAGUCUUCUUUUCUCUUGGACCGGGCUUUGGAGUGCUCUUGGCUUAUGCAUCGUACAACAAGUACCACAACAACGUGUACAAGGACGCCAUUUUGACCAGCGUCAUAAAUUCCGCAACGUCUUUCGUCGCUGGUUUCGUGAUCUUCAGCGUGCUCGGCUACAUGGCGCACGCUUCGGGCAGAGACGUUCAGGAUGUCGCAACCGAAGGCCCGGGACUAGUUUUCGUGGUGUACCCGGCGGCUAUAGCUACGAUGCCAGGAUCAACGUUUUGGGCGCUUAUAUUCUUCAUGAUGCUGCUUACACUUGGGCUUGAUAGUUCUUUUGGGGGUUCCGAAGCGAUAAUCACAGCUCUCAGUGACGAGUUCCCUCCUAUCGGACGUCAUCGCGAAUUGUUCGUCGCCUGCCUCUUUACGUUGUAUUUCUUCGUGGGACUGGCCUCUUGCACGAAAGGCGGAUUUUACUUCUUCCAGCUCUUGGAUCGCUAUGCUGCGGGCUAUUCUAUUCUCAUCGCUGUUUUCUUUGAGGCCAUAGCUGUCUCCUGGAUUUAUGGCACGGAAAGAUUUUGUGAGGACAUUCGCGACAUGAUCGGCUUCAGACCUGGCCUGUACUGGCGCGUUUGUUGGCGUUUCGCGGCACCAUCUUUUUUGCUCUUCAUCACGGCAUACGGACUCUUAGACUACGAACCUCUGCAAUACGAGAACUACAUCUAUCCAGGCUGGGCCAACGCACUUGGCUGGGCCAUUGCUGGAUCCAGCGUCAUGUGCAUACCGACAGUGGCUAUCUAUAAACUGAUUACAACUAAAGGAUCGUUUUUGGAGCGUCUUCGCGUUUUAACAACCCCUUAUGCAGACAGCGAACGUAAUGGAACCGUGCACAACGGUAUGAUAGUGUCCGAGAGCGGCGGCGUUCGGCUGACGUCAGCGGUGCAAACCCCCACAACUCCACAGCAACCGAUCGGAGCAAAUAUUCCAGCAGCCUCGGCUCCAACUCUCGCUUCAUCUCCAGCGCUGGUCUGAGCCCAGCUCUCCUUCGACGUCUACUACGUCUAAAAUCUAGAUUCUCGAGAAGCCUUGCGAAUCGCUUCCAAGUUAUUAUCAAUCAGUAGGGUCGAAGCUUUUUAUGCUUUUAUGUAGUAAGUAUUCGAUGAAAAGAUUUGCAGUAGGACUUUAGGUCAUUAAAAUUAAUAUUGUACCUACUCGUUUAAUAAUCUAU
Messenger RNA from Bombyx mori (domestic silkworm), 2150 nucleotides. It is a transcript of the gene DAT, whose product is annotated as sodium-dependent dopamine transporter. The transcript is spliced from 12 exons. Gene Ontology annotation, cellular component: plasma membrane; presynaptic membrane; neuron projection. Gene Ontology annotation, molecular function: dopamine:sodium symporter activity. Gene Ontology annotation, biological process: sodium ion transmembrane transport; dopamine uptake involved in synaptic transmission. NCBI's taxonomy places the organism in Eukaryota, Metazoa, Arthropoda, Insecta, Lepidoptera, Bombycidae. The record is from RefSeq and is marked validated. Bases 95 to 1954 code for a protein of 619 amino acids.